This is a messenger RNA of Melospiza georgiana, 629 nucleotides long. RefSeq names its product interferon alpha-inducible protein 27-like protein 2A. Bases 1 to 381 code for a protein of 126 amino acids. NCBI's taxonomy places the organism in Eukaryota, Metazoa, Chordata, Aves, Passeriformes, Passerellidae. The transcript has 5 exons. The record is from RefSeq and is a predicted model, not a curated record. Gene Ontology annotation, cellular component: membrane; mitochondrion. Gene Ontology annotation, biological process: apoptotic signaling pathway.
AUGGGUACACGGGUAGUCGCCGUUGCCAUCAUCACUCUGCUCAUCACUGGAUCUACAAUUGGAGAGGGGAAUGGAAGUGGAAGUAGAAGUACCAUUGGAGCUGUCAUUGGAGCCACAGUGGGAGCAGGAAUCGCAUUGGUUGGCCUCCCUGUGAUCUUUGGCACGCUGGGGUUCACCGGGGCCGGCAUUGCCGCCGGCUCCGUCGCUGCCAAGAUGAUGUCGGCAGCUGCCAUCGCCAACAGCGGCGGAGUGGCUGCAGGCAGCACCGUGGCUGUGCUGCAGUCCAUCGGAGCUGGAGGUCUCUCUCUUGGUGCCAAAGUUGGGCUGACAGCUGCCCUCGGCUCAGCUGGCGCAGCAACUGGUGCCUGGCUAACUGAGUGAAAGAAACCUCCAAGUGACCAACCCAAGGAAAAGUAACUUGAGUGACAAACAUGAGGAGGAGAUAACUCCAUACAAGCAAACCAAGAGAAACGAAGCCGGUUGCUGAUCCCAAAGCCGUGCCUUGCACAGUGCAGGUGCUGGGAAACCCCCACAGACCCCUCACAGCUCUGCCUCCCCUUUCAAAAGCUUUGGAUUGUUGUGAGCAGUGAUUUCCCUGAAGCCAAUAAAAGUGCUUUGCUUGCAGCAGA